GGUCAGCAAGAAUACGCCGCUUUGCCUACGUCUCUGCCCCCGCUGAGUGACGUCAUCACGUAGGCAACGUCAGCGCGUCCAAUCAGGAACAAGGUCAAUAAUGUGCUUCCGAAACGAAGUGAUCCGAACACACGACCCGGGAUUUUGGGGGACUCCAGUGAGAACCGUCCUAGUUGCACCAGCACCGACUCCAAGUCUGGUUCCCGCACCAGCACCGACUCCAAGACUGGUUCCCGCACCAGCACCGACUCCAAGGGUGGUUUCCGCACCAGCACCUGCUUCCACGACAACGACAGCCCAGCCGCCUGCUCCGCCCACGCCGGCAGACGAGCCGCCUGCUCCGCCCACGCCGGCAGACGAUCCGCCUGCUCCGUCCACGCCGGCAGACGAGCCGCCUGCUCCGCCCACGCCGGCAGACGAGCCGCCUGCUCUGCCCACGCCGGCAGACGAUCCACCUGCUCCACCCACGCCGGCGCCUCCUCCUGUUUCCACGGCGACGUCGACUCCUCCUGUUUCCACGGCGACGUCGACUCCUCCUGCUUCCACGGCAACGUCGACGCCUACCGCUUCCACGGCGACGUCUGCUCUCUCCUCGUCUCCGGUGGGCCUUCCCAGGGCACCGCCAUCUUCCUCGCCCUCAUCUGGCGCAAAAAGCAGCGACGCCCAGGACGUUGUCAUAAAACUCUCCGGCUGCUGA
Messenger RNA from Nerophis lumbriciformis (worm pipefish), 697 nucleotides. NCBI's taxonomy places the organism in Eukaryota, Metazoa, Chordata, Actinopteri, Syngnathiformes, Syngnathidae. The record is from RefSeq and is a predicted model, not a curated record.